AUGGAAAUAUACCAAGUUCAAAAGGUACAUUUAUUUUUGUAUAUAAAUACAACCUUUUUAUCGCAUGGAAUGUUAGUAAAAGUUUGUAAAGCAAAAGAACCAAAGGCCAUGGAGGACUGCGAAAUAAUUGGAAUGAUAUUCGAAAUCAUUGGUGACAUGCUGUUCGGCACUGACAGCUCCUCUGAUUAUGAUGAUGAUUACGACUCUAGCACCUAGGUGGCACAAAAUAAUAUUCAACCAUUCCAUUAUAAUAUCCACAAUUAAGUUAAAUUCCGCUUUUGACCUUCAAAAUGAAAGC
Molecule: messenger RNA, 298 nt
Organism: Drosophila kikkawai
Lineage: Eukaryota; Metazoa; Arthropoda; Insecta; Diptera; Drosophilidae
Source: RefSeq, a predicted model, not a curated record